This is a messenger RNA of [Torrubiella] hemipterigena, 1539 nucleotides long. The record is from the annotation of a GenBank genome assembly. NCBI's taxonomy places the organism in Eukaryota, Fungi, Ascomycota, Sordariomycetes, Hypocreales, Clavicipitaceae.
GAUGGCUCUGUAAUACAUUCGAAUAACAAUACUUUUGAAUAAUACAGUAUAUAAUACCCCCCAACCCAACCCACCGUCUUGCCGUGGUGACAACCACACACAAUGGCUUCUACACAUCCACCAUCCUCAAAGCCUCCUGCUGGCCUCUCCAAACACACCUCAUCUGAUGUAGAAAAGCUCAUAACUACUGAUACGCCUCCUCCAGACGGCGGCACCACCGCAUGGCUCCAAGUCGUCGCCACACUCCUCAUCUCCUCCAUCGCAUGGGGCACGCCCUCCGCCAUUGGCGUCUACCAGCUCUACUACAGCGACACCCUACACCUCGCACAGUCGUCCAUCUCCUGGAUCGGAUCAGUCCAGUUCUUCCUUACAUACAGCACAUGCACCGUCUCCGGCCGCCUCGCAGAUGCAGGCUACAUCCGGUCGACUGUCAUCCUCGGCGCAUUCCUCGUCGUCUUUGGCACCUUCAUGACCAGCCUUGGCUCCGAGUACUGGCACUUUUUGCUCUCACAGGGCGUCUGUGUCGGUAUGGGCCUUGGUAUCAUGUUCAUGCCGCCGCUUGCCGUGGCCAGCUCGUACUUUGACAAGAAGCGGACGCUGGCGCUGACAGUGGGCGCCACGGGCACGGGCAUUGGCGGCGUAGUGUUUCCCGCGAUUAUUCAAUAUCUUGUCCCGCGGGUCGGGUUUGGCUGGGCGGUGCGUGUAUCGGCGUUUGUAGCGCUCGUGGCGACUGGUACGGCGGUGCUGUUGCUGCGACCGAGGCUGGCGCCGCGUAGGACAGGGCCGCUAGUCGAAUGGAGUGCGUUUAAGGAGCCGGCGUAUGCGCUGUAUGCCGUCGGUGCCUUUUUGUUGUACUGGGCGCUAUUCUUUGCCGCAUUCUAUAUUAAUAGCUUUGCGAGGAACGUGAUUGGCUUCUCGACGACAGACUCGGUGCAGCUGCUUCUUAUAUCCAACGGGAUGAGCAUCCCUGCGCGGCCGCUUAUUGGAUUCGUGGCGAAUAGACAUGUCGGUGCUAUGAAUACGUAUAUAGUAGUGACUGUUGCGUUUGGUAUUCUGACACUAGCGUGGAUGGGAGUCAGGGACCGCGUGGGCAUGUAUGUGUUUACAGUGUUCUUUGGGCUAGCCAAUGGGCUUUGCCAGGGCAUGUUUUUGGGGUCACUGGCGAGUUUGACACAGGAUCUGAGCAAGAUGGGCACGCGGAUGGGCAUGGUGCAUACGAUUGUUGCUUUUGCUACAUUGGCAGGGCCGCCGGUAAGUCCUGUGCUAAUGAAUAUGAGGUAAUGAGAUGUUUGCUGACAGGUGAUAGACGGCGGGUGCGAUUAUCGAUGCGUCGGGUGGCAAGUAUCAGAAUGCACAGAUUUGGGCAGGACUGCUGAUUUUGGUGGCGGCCUGCUUUUUUAUUGCGUCGAGAAUCUCCAAGACGGGUAUGAAGCUAAUCUGUGUCGUUUGAUAUAGUGGGUGAUCUGUGUGAUGUGACAAGGCCGGCUGAGAAUAGAGGCUUCAUACCACAUAGUACAUAGACAUGGUGAUACACUAUAG